Molecule: messenger RNA, 1572 nt
Organism: Salvelinus namaycush (lake trout)
Lineage: Eukaryota; Metazoa; Chordata; Actinopteri; Salmoniformes; Salmonidae
Product: amphoterin-induced protein 1-like
Exons: 1
Coding region: 1-1572 (523 amino acids)
Biological process (GO): brain development
Molecular function (GO): protein binding
Source: RefSeq, a predicted model, not a curated record
AUGCCUGCACCUGACAUGGUGGAUGGGCAACUCUCUGGUUCCCGCUGUGCCAUAGAAGGAGUGUCUAUUAAGGGGCUCUUUGCCCUUCUGGUCCUGAGUCUCCUACUGCCUUCAGGAGCAACAACCAGCUCAAAAUCUGGCACCUGCCACAAAACCUGUUUGUGCGCCAGCAACAUCGUUAGCUGCUCCAAGAUGAACCUGACCGGCAUCCCCAUGGCUUUUCCUCGCUACACCGCUGUGCUGGACCUCAGCUUCAACCAAAUCAGUAAACUGAAAGCUGAAUGGACCCCAGUCAAGCUCAGCAUGCUGCACAGCCUCCUGCUCAGCCACAACGGCCUCACCUUCCUCUCUUCCGAGGCCUUCCUAUAUGUCACACAGUUGCGCUACCUGGACCUGUCCUCAAAUGGCCUGAAAAUUCUGGAGGAGUUCAUCUUCGAGCCCCUGGAGCACCUAGAGGUGCUUCUGCUUUACAACAACUACAUCUCCCAGAUUGACCGCACUGCCUUCUCCAGCCUCAACAGCCUGCAGAAGCUCUACCUCAGUCAGAACCAAAUCCAACGCUUCCCCCUGGAGCUGGUCAAAGAGAGGAAUCGGCUGGAGAAGCUCACUCUGUUGGACGUGUCCACCAAUCGGCUCAAACUGCUGCCCAUACAGGAGCUCCAGGUCCUGCCUGCCUGGAUCAAGAAUGGCCUCUACUUCCACAACAACCCGCUGCCCUGCAGUUGUGAGCUGUACAGCAUGCUGGCCCGCUGGCACCGCCAGGAGCUCAGCUCCGCCACUGAUUUCAGAGACGACCACACCUGCCUCCUCCCAGGCGCACAGAAGGAGAAGGCACUCACCCUGGAGCUGAACAAGGUCCAUCUGAAUUGCAGCACAGUGACCAUUUUAGACGAGGAGGCCUACCUUGAGCAGUUCAUAAGACUGGGCUGUGACACUAGGCAGAGGUACAUGCUGAAGAGCUGGGUCCUUCCCGGCAAUGUGCAGUUGUCUUCUGGUAACCAGAGUUCCAGGGUCCUCAGCGACGGCAGCCUGCAGGUCGGCCCCAUCACGCUAGAGGACUCUGGGAUCUACACCUGUUACGCAGUGGGGGAAUCCUUCAACGAGACCCUGUAUGUGACUGUGUUAGUGCACAACGCCACUCAGGCUGGAGGGCAGGAGGGCAUGAAGACGGCCUACACCACACUGGUGGGCUGUCUGGCCAGUGCGAUGAUGGUGCUCAUCUACCUCUACCUCACACCCUGCCGCUGCAUCUGCUGCCCGGGCCAGGGCCUGGACAAGAGAGCCCCAGGGGACAGCCUUCACUCCUCCAUCCUUAGCGUCUCUCCCACCCAUGAGGACACAGGCCCGGAGGGGGGCGGAGGUGGAGGGGGUGCCUUUGACAAGCCUCCCUUUAACAGGCAUGUCACCUACCUGGACCCAAAGGGCCUGCUGGAGCAGAAUGGGCGACUGAGCCCAUGUGGGGAGGAGGAUGAGGAGUGGCAGGAGGAGGACAGAGGGAGGCAGGAACAGAGAAGGAAGUCAGACGCAGAGUCUCUGAGCUCUGUGUGCUCGGACACCCCUAUUGUUGUAUGA